AUGAUAACGCUGCCGCCGGCGUCCGGCACCCUGCCGCCACCGAGCUCCAGCGCCCCGCUGUCCGCUGCUCCUUCUAAAGUUGCAGAAACCUCCAGCAGCGCCCUUACCCUGGAGGGUUUGGCCGGGGUGGUCGACCAAGCCGGCCGCAACAUGGCUCAGCUCGGCUGCACCGUGGACACCCUCAGUCGCAACAUGGCAACCAUGCAGCAGUCCCUGGCGAGCUUGCUGCCGCCGCUGCCCCCGCCCUCCUCGCGGCCAGCACCACCAUCGCUCGCGCCGUCUACAUCUACGCUGAUCCCCUAUUCCUUUAGGAUGUCGGCCGAUAGCUCAGGGAGCUCCUUGCACCAGAUGUGGUGGCCGGCCUCCCCUUCGCCCAUCGCGUCAUGGGCGUUGAUGGGUACGCCGCCGCCAAUCUACAUAGCAGCGACAACCGUCACGCCAUCGGUGGGAACCGGGUCCAGCGGGCUCCAAGCCCCAGGCGUAGGUACCUUCUACGGUGGUUCCGGUGGGACGCUACUCUACGGCGGCGGCCCUACGUUCCUAGCAGCAGGGGCCGAUGGCCACCCGCUAGGCGGUGCCUACGCUGGUGCCCCCGACCUCCCCGCGGGCACCCAUGCUCUGCCGCGCUUCUACAUGCUAGAGUUCACCACUUAUGACGGUGCUGUCGACCCGCUCAACUGGCUCAACCAGUGCGAGCAGUUUUUUUGA
Molecule: messenger RNA, 708 nt
Organism: Sorghum bicolor (sorghum)
Lineage: Eukaryota; Viridiplantae; Streptophyta; Magnoliopsida; Poales; Poaceae
Product: SH3 and multiple ankyrin repeat domains protein 1-like
Exons: 1
Coding region: 1-708 (235 amino acids)
Source: RefSeq, a predicted model, not a curated record